AUGGAACUUGGAAAGGUUCAUCUAAACCUGAAGACGCUGCUACUCACAACUAUGAUGUUCAAAUGGGGGAUCUUGUGCACAGCUACCUCAGACAAAUGCCUUUCUGGCCCUUGUCAAAACGCAGCGACAUGUGUGGACACGAUGGACGACUACGCGUGCAUCUGUGCCAGAGACGGAGUGCGCUACAUGGGCAAGCACUGCGACCAGCUCUACGACGCCUGCUCCUUUGCCCCGUGUGAGAAUUGCCUCAGCACCCCGGGCAGCGCAGAAUACCAUUGCAUCUGCCCCGAAGGUCUGACCGGAGAUAACUGCACUGAGAAUGUGGAUGAGUGCCUGAGUAACCCCUGCUCUGCGCCACGCUCCCUCUGCGUGGACCAGCUCAACGGGUACUUUUGCAGGUGUCCAGAGGGCUACGGUGGCCGGGACUGUCGCACACACGUGACAGACUGCAUAGACGAGCCCUGUAGCAACAAUGGCACGUGUUUUCUGAGGCCUGAGGGGUUCGAGUGCCAGUGCGCGCCAGGGUACGAGGGCAGCACCUGUGAGGAGAACCUAAACGAGUGCGCGUCUGACCCGUGCCAAAACGGAGCCAUCUGUCUGGACGGGGUGGCGGAGUUCCAUUGCUUUUGUGUGCCUGGUUUCCAAGGAUAUAACUGUGAGAUUGACAUAAAUGAAUGCGCGUCGCGACCCUGUGAGAACAACGCCACCUGCAUCAAUGAGAAGGACCACUACGAGUGCGAGUGCCUGGAUGGUUUUGCAGGUGUGAACUGUGAGGUAGAAAUCGAUGAGUGUGAAUCGAACCCCUGCAGAAAUGGUGCCACGUGCCACGACCUCAUUGGCAUGUACUCGUGCGAAUGUCCCCCCGGGUUUGAUGGCCUCGACUGUGAGAUCGACCUGGACGAGUGCGAGAGUUUGCCCUGUCAGAAUGGAGCCGUUUGCCACGACAUGAUCAACAGUUAUGCCUGUGACUGCACUGACACUGGAUUUGAAGGGGAAUACUGUGAAGUGGACAUUCUCGAAUGUGCCUCAAACCCGUGCCAACAUGGAGCUACCUGUUUGGAGAAAGUCAAUGGAUACACCUGCGUAUGUUGGCCAGGUUAUGAAGGGAAGAACUGUGAGGUGGAUAUAGAUGAGUGUGCUGAUCAGCCUUGUGAAAAUGGUGGUGAGUGCUUUGAGCGCUCAAAUCCGGCUCAUUGGGAGAUGGACUGGGAGAUGAGAUUUGCUGAUGCAUCUGGAUAUAUUUGCCAGUGUCAGCCAGGAUUUGCAGGCGAGAACUGCUCUGUUAACAUCAACGAGUGUGAGUCUGAGCCCUGCCAGAAUGGAGGAGUAUGUUUGGAUCAGGUCAAUAGUUACAUCUGCGCCUGCUCUGCUGGGUUUUUAGGUCUUCAAUGUGAGGUGAACAUUAAUGAGUGUGAAAGUCAGCCCUGUCUGAACGGAGGCUGGUGCGAAGAUGGUCGAGCGUCAUAUACCUGCCACUGCCCUGACCCGGAGCCAGGCGAGCUGCCCUGGGGCGGACAGCUCUGCCACAUUCGGCUGCAUGGUUGUGUUCAACACCAGUGUCAGAAUGAAGCUAUAUGUAGUCCAUGGCUGCGGGGUGACGAGCACGGCCACACCUGUCUCUGUCAGCAUGGCUUCUAUGACGAACACUGCUCCACCAGGACAACCUUUUCCUUCUCCACACCAGGCCUCAUUCACCUGGAGGUGCCCCUGUUGGAGAGGGAGAGGAGGGAAGUGAACCAUCUGAGUCAUUAUGGGUUUGGAGUGCAGCUAAGGUUCAGGACUACACUACCCAACAUGCUCUUGUUCUUCAGAGGUGAUGAGGAAAACCACCUCUUCUUAGAGAUAGUUAAUGGUGGUCUUUAUGCCAAGGCUUUGUCUGAAGACGCGGAUUUGGAUGUAACAUUUUCUGGACUAGUCAGUGAUGGAGAUUGGAGGGACGCGCAUGUGAUUUUAGAUGACCAGGGUCUUGUUCUAAUAGUCAAAGGCCCUGGAUGUGACAGAGAUGGAUGCAAAGUGAUUGAUGAUGGAGCAGAUGAACCACACUUUGAGCCGGCUUCAGUGUUUUCACAUGUCUACGUGGGUGGGGUUCUUAAUAAGCUUCUCGACACAACUGUUAGCAAAACUCCUUUUAUCGGAUGUAUGGAGGACCUGAUGAUUGACUCUAAAGCCAUUCUGCCUCAGAACCUGCCGGACGACCAGGCCGUUGAGCUCGGCUGCAGUAAGACCUUAUGGUGCGAGCCUGACCCCUGCAGUGCACAUGGACAGUGUGUGGACAUGUGGACCAGCUACUACUGUGACUGCCACAGGCCAUUCUAUGGCGACAGUUGCUCAGAGGAAUACCCUGCAUGGACCUAUAGCCAUGAGAACACUGUAAGCUUCAGUUCAUAUGAGAUUGGUAGGAGCCAUGGCAGCACUUUCAACGUCUCCUUCUUCCUGAGGUCCUUAAAGCCAAAUGGGCUACUGCUUCAGCUGAGACGACCCUCCAAACAGAAUGAGGGAGAGGUUUACUUUUCUGUGUAUCUGGGCAUGGGUCGUUUAUUUGUCAGCUCAUCCAAUAGCAGCCCCCUGACUGCUCCCAUAUUUGUGACAACUGGAGAACAGCAGUUAUUACAUGUUAAUGUGCAGCAAAGGCAGGUUAUCUUUGAGUUUGCAGGCAUACGUUACAACAUUGGGAACUUCCCUGAGGUCAACAUCAAUCAAGGCGACCAGGCCUAUAUAGGAGGACUGCCUGAACUCUGGAGCUCAGACCAAUGGGGUGGACAUUACAAAGGAUGUCUACAGGACGUACGUUUAGGCUCUGUGCAUUUAGGCGUAGGAGAAUGGAAAAUCACCAACCAAGAGGAUGUGUACAUAUCAAGCAGCAAUAAAUAUGUAAAAGACGGAUGUGUAAGCGAUGACACGUGCAAGACAAAGCCUUGCCAUAAUGACGGCAAGUGCACCAUCACAUUCAAUGACUUUACAUGCUCUUGCUCAGAGGAGUACAAGGGCAAGACUUGUGAAACCCGUGUGUGGUGUGUAAGUGGUCCCUGUGUCAAUGGCGGUCACUGUGUAGACCUUCCAGAUGGAUAUGAAUGUUUGCACAAUGCUACAUUCGAGAACAAUGCCGUGCAGUAUAGUGCAGGUGGAUCCAUGGCUGAACCAGUUUCCAGUAUCUACAUUGAAUUCAGGACUCGUUCAGAAAACGCAGUCCUUUUGCGUGCUGCUCGUGGUGGGGACAUGCUCAUGGUGGGAGUGCUGGACUCUUCGGUCCGGUUUGAGGUCCAGAUCGGGAACACAGUGGAGGCUUUGAUUCUGUCCGGAGUGAGGCGUGUGGAUGACGGAAAUUGGCACAGAUUAAAAAUCUCAAUGGCAGAUCAACAGAGGAAGGUCUCCCCCUGGGUCAUCACCGUGGACGGCAUCAUCGACACCAGCAGUUCCCCAGAAGUGACCGGGCGCCUCUACUUCCUCAACCACAAGAGCACCACAUUAGCUAUUGCUCAAAGCUUUACCGGAUGUAUGGGAGCUAUACGCGUUGGUGGCAUCUACCUUCCUUUUGUGGAUGACUACAGAGCUCCUCAGCCAUCGCAGUUUCAUUUAGUGGGAAAACCAAAGAUUCCCUUGGGCUGCAGCAGUGCCCCAGUGUGCAACUCCGGCCCCUGUCUCAAUGGCGGCACUUGUCAGGACCUGUUUAAUAAGUUUGGCUGCACGUGCGACUCUGGCUGGGAGGGGGAGCGGUGCGAGCUGGACACUGAUGACUGUGUGUCUCAGCCCUGUAUUCACGGGAGCUGCAAGGACUACUUAGCUGGAUUUGAGUGCCAGUGUCACCCAGGAUACACAGGCAGCCUCUGCGACCAAGACGUGGACGAAUGUGAGCGUCACUCCUGUCAGAACGGUGGCACGUGUCAGGACGGUCCCAACAUGUACACCUGCAUAUGCCCCCAUGAUUACAGUGGCCCUCUCUGCCAAUGGAGUUAUCCCCCAGAGCAGUGUGGUCAGGAUGUGCGGUGCAUGAAUGACGGGAUUUGUCAUGAUGGUUUAUGGGGCGCCAACUGCACUUGCAUGCCUGGUUUUACAGGGCUCUGGUGUGAAAUGGAAAUAAAUGAAUGUGAGUCGAAUCCAUGUCGAAAUGGCGGUUCUUGUGUGGAUCAUUUCAACAUGUUUGUCUGUGAGUGUCCACCUGGUUUCAGUGGACCAACUUGUGACGCAAAUAAAAGGGCUCAUAAAAAGGGUGUCCCGUGGCUGCUGGUGGCCAUCCCUCUGCUCUGUUUGAGUGUUCUCAUCGUUAUUAUUGGACUGACGUUUAUGGUUCUGACAGCGAGGAAGAAGCGGCAGUCGGAGGGCGCGUACAGCCCCAGUGCUCAGGAGUUUGCCGGCGCUCGUCUGGAGAUGGACAGUAUGCUCAAAGUGCCACCAGAGGAGAGGCUCAUUUAG
Molecule: messenger RNA, 4410 nt
Organism: Knipowitschia caucasica
Lineage: Eukaryota; Metazoa; Chordata; Actinopteri; Gobiiformes; Gobiidae
Source: the annotation of a GenBank genome assembly